CCUUCCCCGCUCUCUUAUCAAUAACAGCUCCGACUCCCAAUUUUGGAGAACUUCUUCCCUAUAAGUACAUCUACGUUUCACCAUGUACAGGUUUCAGUUACCUCGUAUGACUUUGACACGACCAUCUCUUGGGACGAUACCUUCGGGACUAGCCAAGCUACCACUUCAUCGACGUUUUACCAGCCCAUUCUCCACGUCAAGGUAUCUCGCUAUGUUGACCACAGAACUCUCCGAAGCCGAAGUAUCGGCAUUGAGGGUCAAUAAGGAGCGACUGGCAAAGGAUCUCCAUCAUUCCUGCCAAUGGGGAUCCGGGAUUAGAUGGGGCGAUGAUCCAACAGACACGGGAAUGCAGCGCCUUGCGCUAUGUGAAGAAGACAAGAGCGUUCGGGAUUGGUUCAUUCAAACUAUGAAGGACCUCAAAUGCGAGAUCACCAUUGAUGAAAUGGGCAACAUUUUCGCCGUGCGUCCGGGUCGACGAAAGGAUGUACCCGCUACAUUUAUCGGCAGUCACCUUGAUACACAGCCCACAGGAGGGCGGUACGAUGGAAUCCUUGGCGUUUUGUCGGGCGUGGAAUCUCUAAAGAGAAUGGAUGAGAUGGGUCUAGAGACCGAGGGAGGAGUUGGAGUGGUGAACUGGACCAACGAAGAGGGCGCGCGGUUCCCGGUGAGCAUGAUCGCAUCGGGAGUCUGGGCUGAAUGCAUCCCGUUGUCAAAAGCGCAUAACCUUAAGGAGGUACCGACUGUUGCCUCACUUCCAACAGCUGCAUCAGCCCCGGAGACGAUGAAGUCUGCUUUGGAGAAGAUCAACUACCUGGGUGAUGUACCAUGUUCUUACAAGACCACACCCAUGGCAGCGCAUUUCGAAUUGCACAUUGAACAGGGUCCUCACCUAGUCUCGGCUGGUCAACGAGUCGGUGUUGUCACAGCAGUUCAAGCUUAUCGCUGGUUCCGAUUGAAGAUUAUCGGGCGAGACACUCAUACUGGUACGACCGCAUUUGAGCAUCGUGCCGAUGCAUUAUAUGCCUUUGCACUGAUGAUGGUACGAGCACGAGAGGUGGCCGCUGCCAAAGGGUGUCUCGCCAGCGUUGGUAUCAUCGAAGUCGCGCCUGGAAGCGUGAACACAGUUCCUGGGCAAGUGAGUUUCAGUUUGGAUAUUCGCGGCCCAGAGACAGCACUAGUUGCGGAGGUUGAGAGGGAGCUGCGUAGCGAUUUCGACAAGAUUGCUGCGACAGAAGGUGCUGGGAUUGGCAAGCCAUGUCGUGUUGAGUGGACGCUCGACUUUGACUCGCCGGCUGUCAAGUUCCACGAGGAUUGCAUCGAUUGUGUCCAGCAGUCGGCUCAUGCUGUUGUUGCAGAUGCUCCUGUUGCUGAUACAAAAGCCCUGGUUCGGCCCAUCAUGAGUGGUGCUGGCCACGACAGCGUGUUUACGUCGAAGAGAGUUCCGACUAGUAUGAUCUUUGUGCCCUGCAAGGAUGGACUCAGUCACCACCCCGAGGAGUUCUCUUCUGCGGACGACUGUGCCACUGGAGCAUCGGUGAUUCUGCAGGCAGUGGUGCGGUAUGAUCGGAAGAGAUUCGCAUGAACAGGUCUUGGAUGUAGUCGAAUACUUACGUAGCGAGCCCAAAUCAUGA
Molecule: messenger RNA, 1631 nt
Organism: Penicillium subrubescens
Lineage: Eukaryota; Fungi; Ascomycota; Eurotiomycetes; Eurotiales; Aspergillaceae
Product: M20 family metallo-hydrolase
Exons: 3
Coding region: 83-1582 (499 amino acids)
Molecular function (GO): hydrolase activity, acting on carbon-nitrogen (but not peptide) bonds, in linear amidines
Source: RefSeq, a predicted model, not a curated record